GAUACAUAAUACAAAGCCUUGCAGCUCCCUGCCUCAUUCUGUUCGCGCACCACCAGUCAGGUCCGCCAUGACUUCCUACUCGCUGCUGUACUUUAAUGGGAGGGGUCGGGCGGAGGUGAUCCGACUCUUGUUCACACUGCAAGGACAGAAAUUUGAAGACAAGAGAGUCACGCAUGAAACAUGGCAUGCCAUAAAACCCAAUACUCCCUUUGGCAAGAUGCCGGUGCUGACAAUCGAUGGCAAAGAGUACACCGAGAGUCUGGCCAUUGCCAAAUUCCUUGCCAAAGAAUUCGGGUUUUAUGGCUCCAACAACCAGGAGGAGUACGAAAUAGACCAGAUCACCGGCAUGUGCCAUGACCUCUUUCUAGAAUUAGUCAAAGAGUUCUUUGAACAGGAUAGUGACCGGAAGGCAGAAAUACAGCGGAACCUGAAAGAAAAAACGAAACCAAGAAUUGUCGGAAACCUCGAGAAAGUAUUGUCUGCCAAGGGUAACGGUUAUUGCAUUGGCGAGACGUUGAGCCUCGGUGACCUUGUUAUCUACGAUACCCUUGACGGGAGGGUAGAAGAUGACAUCAUCGACAAGAACCCCAAUGUCAAGGCCGUCAUGAACAACGUCAAAUCCAACGACAGAAUCGAGGCCUAUCUGGCAGCAAGGGUCCCUACGGCCAUGUAGCGGUGUUCUCAGUGGAAUACGACUCUUGUGUCCACAGUUAUCACUGGUUACCUAACAGAGAUGUAUAUCCUCUUGCAUAAUCCAUAAUGGAAAUUUAUCAUCGGAUCACACACAGAUUGGGAAAUGGCAGCAAACGAACCAUACAUGUCACAGCCGUAUAUAUGUUCAUGUGUAUUAAAAAUCUUAUAUGAAAGGCA
Haliotis rubra (blacklip abalone) is the source of this 870-nucleotide messenger RNA. Its product is annotated as glutathione S-transferase 1-like. The record is from RefSeq and is a predicted model, not a curated record. The transcript has 5 exons. NCBI's taxonomy places the organism in Eukaryota, Metazoa, Mollusca, Gastropoda, Lepetellida, Haliotidae. Bases 68 to 673 code for a protein of 201 amino acids. Gene Ontology annotation, biological process: glutathione metabolic process. Gene Ontology annotation, molecular function: glutathione transferase activity.